ACUAGUAUUCUUGUGUGGUUGAAUGUCAUUGUGAAGAAGUGUAUACAUGUUCUGAACAAAUGAAUAUGGCACUGCGCUUGUGUUCCUAUAGUUCAAUAUUUUAUGAAAGUGUUGUACACACGUAAUUGCUGCCUACUUCCGAAAAAUCAACGCAUGCGCGUAGAGAAUCUGUGUGUGUCGGGUUACGACGACGAAUCAGUGUUGUGUACGUUGUGUAGCCGGUGCUUUUAAUGUUUGAUCUUGCUGUGUGAAGUAGUCGCAAGUGUAUGAAAUAAAUAAGACGUGUGUUACUGACAAAUUUUCAGAGCAAAAAUAUAUAAAUACUCUGUGCAGGAUAAUGCGUUUAUUAUUAAAAUCUAGCUAGGAUCAAGAUAACACUACACCCAGACCGAAUCUAAAAUUCGUGUAGUAUUUCCUAACCAAGAAGGAUAUAAGUUAUUUUGAGUCCGAAAUGCCUACAUGGAAUCAGAUCCAAUCACAGCUGCGAAAUCCCAAUAAUCCUGUGGUUUUUUUUGACAUCAGCGUCGGAACUACAGAAAUCGGCAGAAUGAUCCUCGAAUUGUUUGCUGACGUUGUUCCAAAGACGUGUGAAAACUUCCGAGAAUUUUGUACAGGAGAAUACAGGCGUGAUGGAGUACCCCUUGGUUACAAAGGAGCUAUAUUUCACAGAGUUAUAAAAGAUUUUAUGAUUCAAGGUGGAGAUUUUGUUAAUGGGGAUGGUACUGGAGUAAUGAGCGUUUAUGGUGGAGGAACAUUUGCAGAUGAGAAUUUCUCUUUGAAACAUGAUGCACCUGGGUUAUUAUCCAUGGCAAACAGUGGUAAAGACACAAAUGGCUGCCAAUUUUUCAUCACAUGUGCAAAAUGCAACUUCUUGGACGGCAAGCACGUUGUGUUUGGUCGAGUGAUCGAUGGUCUUCUGGUGAUGAGAAAGAUUGAGAAUGUGCCUACUGGGCCCAAUAACAAACCAAAAAUCCCAGUUGUGAUAUCACAGUGUGGUCAAAUGUAAGCGUGAAUGAAGGUCUGAAAGAAAUUCGAACUUUACUAAGUGCAUAUAGUGAAAUGACUUGUGUUUAUAAGAAACCAACUUGUGUAUUUUUAUGAAUGUUGAUAUUGCAUAAUAUCAUUCUCAUAGUUUUUAAUAAACAGAAAUAAAAACUGAUUUGUUAUUAGCAUACUAUAUGAAUGGUUUAUUUCAGAAACAAUGUAAGUCAGUGUAGAGUAACUUU
Gryllus bimaculatus (two-spotted cricket) is the source of this 1226-nucleotide messenger RNA. NCBI's taxonomy places the organism in Eukaryota, Metazoa, Arthropoda, Insecta, Orthoptera, Gryllidae. The record is from the annotation of a GenBank genome assembly.